Messenger RNA from Monoraphidium neglectum, 726 nucleotides. RefSeq names its product intermediate peptidase. Lineage: Eukaryota; Viridiplantae; Chlorophyta; Chlorophyceae; Sphaeropleales; Selenastraceae. Gene Ontology annotation, cellular component: mitochondrion. Gene Ontology annotation, biological process: proteolysis; peptide metabolic process. The record is from RefSeq and is a predicted model, not a curated record. The transcript is spliced from 5 exons. Gene Ontology annotation, molecular function: metalloendopeptidase activity. The coding region runs from base 1 to 726 and encodes 241 amino acids.
AUGCUGCGGCGUCUGGCCGCGCAAUGCCUGGCAGCCCCAUGGGAGCAAGCAUUCUUGUCGACGACGCAGCGGGAGCUCAGCAGCACGGCGGCCAUCCCUGGCGCGGGCCUCUUUGGUAUCCGUCGCUUGCAGCAUCCAGAGGAUUUUAUAGCGUGGGGCCGGGAGGCCGUGAACAAAUGCAACGAGCUGAUUGAGCGCGUGAUGGCGGCGCCCCACGACGCCAGCGUGGUCCAAUUGAUGGACGACAUUUCGGACGAGAUGUGCCAGGUGUGCGACGCGGCGGAGGCGUGCCGCAACGUGCACAGCGACCCCGCGUGGCGCCGCGCGGCGGGGGUGGCGUGCGCUGACCUGGGGGCGUACCUGGCGGAGGUGAACCAGCACUAUGGGAUGUACGCCAAGCUGAGGGACACCAUGGACAGAUACCGGCGAUCAAAGGAGGCCUCCACCAGCGGCCGGGAGUUGAAUGGCGGGGCGGUGCCGGCCGGCAGGACCACCUCACCCCUGCCACUGAUGAGCGCGUCUGAGCUGGCGGGCUUUUUCCCAGAGGCCGUCCUGGUGGGCACCAAGCUGCAGGUGGACCAGGAGAAGAGCGGGGUGCACCUGCAGGACGAAUCAACGCGCGCACGGCUGCGGCGGCUCAUGGAGCUGGGGCAGCACUACCCAUCAGCCUUCCAGUCGGCCCUGGUGGGUGGUUUGGGGGCAGGAGGGCUGCCCUGUGCUUGCUGA